AUGACGCGUAUUUCAGCUAUUGUUUACUAUGAUAGAGAAAUUCGGGAAGAUGUCGAUACGAAGAUGUAUGCGAAAUUUGUUGAAGUGCGUGUUAUUCGUGUGAGUUUCCUUGAAGAAAUACCAAAGAACAUAGUCGCUUGUCAAAAUGUGGCCUCUGAUGCAAAAUCAGCACAAAAACCGCCUGCACCACCCGGUUUUCUCUCCAUUUCACGCAAGAAAUUGCUUCAGAACCUUGAAAUCAGUGUAGGAGCAAGGGUUAGCGCAUGGGUCGAUUCCAUGAGAGCUUCUUCCCCAACUCAUAUUAAGUCUAUACCUUUCAUUGCCGAUGAUGAAGGUUCCUUGAAUCUGCACCAUCCAUCGGCGUUGGAUAUGUUCGAGCAGAUAAUAGAUGCUUCGAAAGGGAAACAAAUAGUAAUGUUUUUAGAUUACGAUGGCACUCUUUCUCCGAUUGUUGCAGAACAAGAUCGAGCUUUUAUGUCCAAGAAGAUGAGAAAGACGGUGAGAAAGGUAGCCAAAUGUUUCCCUACAGCUAUAGUGAGUGGUAGAUGCAGGGACAAGGUAUAUAACUUUGUCAAGUUGGCUGAGCUAUAUUACGCUGGAAGCCAUGGAAUGUACAUUAAAGGCCCUGAGAAACUUUCCAAAUCUAACACAGUGAGUGAACUUAUGUUUCUCAGGUCAAAAUCUAACACAGAAACACAUGAUGUGUUUGAUAUAAAAUCAGUACAUGUUCUCGACUGGCACCUUGACUUGCACUUUGAUCUUGAGAUUCCAACGACUGAUCUUGAUUUAAGAACUUGA
Molecule: messenger RNA, 798 nt
Organism: Hibiscus syriacus
Lineage: Eukaryota; Viridiplantae; Streptophyta; Magnoliopsida; Malvales; Malvaceae
Product: probable trehalose-phosphate phosphatase I
Exons: 6
Coding region: 1-798 (265 amino acids)
Biological process (GO): trehalose biosynthetic process
Molecular function (GO): trehalose-phosphatase activity
Source: RefSeq, a predicted model, not a curated record